UAAUUUCCAAUUUCUGUGUCUCUAAGCUGUGGGCUGUGAUAAGACAAGAAGCAGUGGCGGUAACAAUGGCGUCUUUCCCAACCGCCGCUGCAAUUGCCAAUGUCACAAAGAACGCCGGCUGUGGCACUGCCCGCUUCCUCUUCUUCUCCUCUUCUUCCAUUGUCUCUAAAUUCGACCAUUGUCGCCCUCAACGCCGAGCUUUCCCUCUUUUUAGCCCACUACUUCACAACCACAACGCCGCCGGAAGAAUCUCGAGAGAUUGCGCGCGGUUUCCGCUCUCAUUUUGCACUGUCUCAUCCGCUGAGCCUGCCACCAGUGACGCCAUUGCAUCCUCUUCAGCUUCCUUGGGUACUGACGACGAUGAUCCGGAUAAGAAGAUUAAGGAUGCAGCCAAUAUGCUCGAUUUUAGGGUUGGGAAAAUCAUUAAGGCUUGGAGACAUCAGGAGGCCGAUUCUCUUUACGUCGAAGAGGUUGAUGUUGGUGAGCCCGAGCCCAGACUUAUCUGCAGUGGCCUUGUUAAAUAUAUCCCUCUUGAACAACUUCUGGAUAGAAGAGUUAUUGUCCUCGCAAAUUUGAAGCCAAGAAAUAUGCGGGGCAUCAAGUCAUGUGGAAUGCUAAUGGCUGCCUCUGAUGCGUCGCAUGAGAAUGUUGAGCUUCUUUUGCCCCCUGAGGGUUCAAUUCCUGGUGAAAGAAUAUGGUUUGGAUCUGAAGAUGAAAAAGAAGGCCAGCCUGUUGCUGCUACGCCCAAUCAGAUUCAGAAGAAGAAAACAUGGGAAACGGUGCAGCCUCAUCUGAAGACAGAUUCUUGUUGCAUUGUUGUGUUGGGUCCCCAUCCAAUGCGGACCUCCGCUGGCCUCGUCACCUCCACCUCCCUCAAAAAUGCUAACAUCUCCUGACUUCAUCAACACCCUCUAUCACUCCCUCCUUACAUUGGUACUAUUAUUUCAUUUUGUUUUAUUUUCAGCUAUCCGGCAUGCACAUAAGACACGACACGAACACAAUGACAUAUCCUUAUGUUUUCGUAUAAGAGUCGAUGCAAAAAAUGUUAAAGUUUGAACAUUCUAUCCAA
Messenger RNA from Momordica charantia (bitter melon), 1069 nucleotides. RefSeq names its product Nucleic acid-binding, OB-fold-like protein. Gene Ontology annotation, molecular function: tRNA binding. Lineage: Eukaryota; Viridiplantae; Streptophyta; Magnoliopsida; Cucurbitales; Cucurbitaceae. The record is from RefSeq and is a predicted model, not a curated record.